UGUGAAUAAACCGGUGAAAUAAGUGUCCGGCCUGGACCUCGGCAAGUUUCUGUGCUUGUUGGCCUUGUCUGGAAGGGGGGAAUUGUAAACUUGGUGUUAAUUACGGCUUUCUCUGGCUGCCUGGGAUGUGUGCUGGUAGCCUUCAGCGCGGUGAGGCGGGGAUCGCUGGGAACGCUGGUGGGUCUGGCUCUUUGAACGGACGUUGGAGAGCGUUAGGCAUAACUUGAAGUAGGUGUCGCCAGGACUUAUCGACAAUAUUUUUAAUUUAAAUAACAAAUAAAAAAACACGCCGGGAGUUUUAGCCGCAGCUCGCCCCCUGGCCAGCGCCGCCGAUGCGCAUGCGCGGUCGGGCCGGGAGAGCGCCCGCGGGGCUGUCCGCCCCGCCCCGCGGAGGCUCCCAUUGGCUGCGGCGCGCUGAGGGGCGGGGCCGCGGCGUGCCUGGCUGGCUGCGCCCCGAGCGGGCCCGCAGUCAGCCGCCUCCGUAAAGCGAGCGGCGGUCGCUCGGCUCCCCUCGGCUCGGAGCAGCCUUCGCGGCCGGCUUUGGUAGCGGCACCGCUUUUCAGCCUUGCUUGCCCAGGCCUCCGCGUGCGGGGAGACUGACGGCCCGGCGCUCUCUUGUGUUUGUUUUAACAGACUUUUGAAUCGGAAUAAACACCUUCAGGUCUCGGAGGCUUCUGGCUCUGAACUGCCUUCACUGCUGUCGCCUUCUUCUGUCUAAUGUGCUACAAGGAUGAGCCCAGCAUUUGGAGCUAUGGAAGUGGAGCACUAUUCCAAGGGAGUCCUGCUCGAGCCUUUUGUCCACCAGGUUGGAGGACACUCGUGUGUCCUCCGGUUUAAUGACAAGACCAUCUGUAAACCCCUUAUUCAGAGGGAACACCAGUUCUAUGAGACUCUCCCAACAGAAAUGCGUAAAUUCACUCCGCAAUAUGAGGGUGUGGUGUCAGUGAGCUUUGAAGAAGAUGAAGAUGGAAAUUUGUGUCUAAUAGCAUAUCCACUAAAUGGGGACCACGAUAAUUUAGAAAACUUAGAUAAUUCUGACUGUGAACCCAAAAGUAAGCUGUUGCGAUGGACUAACAAAAAGACAAUGUUGUUAGAAAAUGAGAAGAUAUCUAAGGAAUGGGUCCGACAGCACAGGAAAGAGGAAAAAAUGAAAAAUCACAAAUUGGAGGAAGAAUUUGAGUGGCUGAAGAAAUCUGAAGUCUUGUAUUAUACUGUAGAGAAAAAAGGAAAUGUCAGUUCACAGUUCAAACACCAUAAUCCUUGGAGCAUGAAAUGUCACCAGCAGCAGUUACAGCGGAUGAAGGAAAAUGCAAAACACCGGAAUCAAUAUAAAUUCAUUUUGCUGGAAAAUCUAACAUCUCGAUACGAAGUACCAUGUGUGUUGGACCUUAAGAUGGGAACCCGACAGCAUGGAGAUGAUGCUUCAGAAGAGAAGAAGGCUAAUCAGAUUCGCAAGUGUCAGCAGAGUACAUCAGCUGUUAUUGGAGUCAGAGUUUGUGGCAUGCAGGUGUACCAGGCAGGCACCGGCCAGCUAAUGUUCAUGAAUAAAUACCACGGAAGAAAGCUCUCAGUCCAAGGAUUUAAAGAAGCACUUUACCAGUUCUUUCAUAAUGGCAAAUACCUGCGCAGGGAACUCUUUGAAUCUGUUAUUAAAAAACUGACUGAACUCAAGUCUGUCCUAGAGAAACAGGAGUCUUACCGCUUCUAUUCAAGCUCCUUGCUGAUCAUUUAUGAUGGAAAGGAAAGGCAGGAAGUUGCUGUCGACUCAGACCCAGAGGACUUAGAGGACCUUUCAGAGGAAUCUUCAGAUGAGUCAGCAGGAGCAUAUGCCUACAAACCAACUGGUAGUACUGUUGAUGUCCGUAUGAUAGACUUUGCCCACACAACCUGCAAGUACUAUGGAGAAGAUAGCGUGGUGCAUGAGGGCCAAGACACGGGUUAUGUUUUUGGACUUCAGAAUUUAAUAGAUAUUAUUAAAGAAAUAAGAGACGAAAGUAGCGAAUAAACAGUGUGAAUGCACAUCAGUAGAAAGCACUAUUGUGACUCUUUGUAUUCCACAAUUAUUGGCCACUUUCUGGUGGUAGGAAUCUUUACAGGCUCUGCAGGGAUGGUCCUGUCAGAGUCAGACUUGUUCAGAGGGCAUUUACUUAUAUUGGUGCUGGACCUAGCACUGGCAAAACUUGGUAUCCUUAUUUAUUUUAACUUUCUUAAACAUUCCAUAUUUGAUUACUCAGAUACCUCUGUUAUACCUGUGUGUAUACGUUCCAAUAAAAUUCUUUUUGUUCAUUGUAA
Messenger RNA from Grus americana (Whooping crane), 2292 nucleotides. RefSeq names its product inositol hexakisphosphate kinase 2 (gene IP6K2). Lineage: Eukaryota; Metazoa; Chordata; Aves; Gruiformes; Gruidae. Gene Ontology annotation, biological process: phosphatidylinositol phosphate biosynthetic process; inositol phosphate biosynthetic process. Gene Ontology annotation, molecular function: inositol hexakisphosphate kinase activity. Gene Ontology annotation, cellular component: cytoplasm; nucleus. The record is from RefSeq and is a predicted model, not a curated record. The coding region runs from base 731 to 2005 and encodes 424 amino acids. The transcript is spliced from 5 exons.